GUUGAUUGGUUUUUUUUUAGACAUGGCCGGUGUUCAGUCUGCCCAGCCUACUCAAAAUGAUGUUUCUAAAACCAGCAGCGGUCAGGCUGAUGGAUAUGAGAAGAAGUGUAUUUUCUGCAAAGUUGUGAACAAUGAGAUGGGCACAGAACUCCUCCAUAGCGAUGAAGAGAUUUCCUGUUUCAGAGAUAUACAUCCUGGAGCUCCACAUCAUUAUCUGGUUGUUCCAACAAAACAUGUAGGGAACUGCAAGUCACUCAGCAAAGAGCAUUUGCCUUUGGUGAAGCGAAUGGUCGAAGUGGGGAAGGAGAUUCUUCAAAAACACCAAUUAACAGAUCUCACUGAUGUCAGGUUUGGUUUCCAUUGGCCUCCGUUCUGUUCUGUCACACACUUGCACCUUCACGUCCUGGCCCCUGCCAGUCAGAUGGGCUUCAUGUCCCGCCUCUUCUACAGACUCAACUCCUAUUGGUUCAUCACAGCAGAUCAGCUGAUUGAGCUUCUCAACUCCAAAGGAGAUGCCGACUGAUCACUGGAGUCCAUUUUUCUUGGCAGCUGGACGUUGACGAGGCGCUGGGCCGGCUGUCUGUUUUGCAGACGCCAUCUUGGAUGAUGCAGAUGUUAUUUUCUGUCUGGCUGCUGCUGAGAACAUUAUUUAAACUGAUAACACUGAAGGGAGGUCAUUUCUAGUUUUAGUGAAAUUCAAAGCCUGGUAAAGAUUGAAUGAAGACAACUUUAGUCUUCUGGUGUUUGAAAUGUGUCACAAAAACCUGAGAAGCACUUUAAUGUUGAAUAAUUUUACCAAGUGAAUUAAUUUGUAAUUAACUAGCCUCGUUAAAAAAAUCAUCCAUGUGGACCAAGGAGUAAUUCAUGUUAUUCUCAUUUAUUAUUUCUACAAAACCCUAGAGGUGUGUUAAAUAAAAUACGAGCUGUACUCUGAUAAUGCAGACAAUUAUCACCAUCACCAUAAAUUCAGAUCCAGAAACAGCAACGCAGCUUUCAGGCUGUUGCAUUUCCUGUCUUGCAUGAUUGCUUUUAUUUAUAAAUCUCAAGUUAUGCAUGUAAAACCAUAAAAUAUGACAUCAGAAGGAAAAUUGGUUUGUACAACUCAUAAUUGUCCUAACAGAUACUUUUAAUGUAUUCACAAAA
Messenger RNA from Nematolebias whitei (Rio pearlfish), 1143 nucleotides. RefSeq names its product histidine triad nucleotide binding protein 3 (gene hint3). The record is from RefSeq and is a predicted model, not a curated record. The transcript has 5 exons. Bases 23 to 523 code for a protein of 166 amino acids. Gene Ontology annotation, molecular function: catalytic activity. Lineage: Eukaryota; Metazoa; Chordata; Actinopteri; Cyprinodontiformes; Rivulidae.